AGAGCGGGGCUUUUCUCCGCUGGCCCAGUAGGACGUGGAGAUCGGCGAGCGAGGGCUGUGCGGGGACGAGGAGCGCAGCCCGCCGGCCUUCCCCGCCCCGGGGGCCGGCAGAGCGAGGAGCCGGGGCCCCGCCGCCCCCCGCCCGCUGGAUUUGCCGUUCCCGGUGGCUCCCUGCGCAUCAGAUUUCAGAUGCAUGCCAGGUUCCCGCUGAAUGCCAGCAGCAGAGAUCCCUACAGAUGGAGCCCCAAAGUCAGCAUGGCAGCGGCGGCUCCCUGGUGGUGAUUCAGCAGCCCUCCCUGGACAGCCGGCAGCGCUUGGACUAUGACAGGGACAGCCAGCCCACCACCAUCUUGUCACUGGACCAGAUCAAGGCCAUCAGGGGCAGCAACGAAUACACCGAGGGGCCGUCGGUGGUGAAAAAGUCGGGUCCGCGGACGGCGCCGAGGCAGGAGAAGCAUGAGAGGACUCACGAGAUUAUACCGAUUAAUGUGAAUAACAACUACGAGCACAGGCCCGGCCACGCGGGGCACGUGGCGCAUCAGCAUAACGCCAGGGCUCCCGUCCUGAGCCGAUCGACCAGCACGGGCAGCGCGGCCAGCUCCGGCAGCAACAGCAGCGCCUCCUCGGAGCAAGGGCUGCUGGGGCGCUCGCCGCCCUCCCGGCCGGGCUCCGGCCACAGAUCAGACCGGACAAUCCGGGCGCAGCCCAAGCAGUCGGCCCUGAUCGUGGACGAUCUGAAGGGGCCUUUGAAAGAGGACUUGACGCAGCACAAGUUCAUCUGCGAGCAGUGCGGGAAGUGCAAGUGCGGGGAGUGCACGGCGCCGCGGGCCCUGCCCUCCUGCCUGGCCUGCAACCGGCAGUGCCUGUGCUCGGCCGAGAGCAUGGUGGAGUACGGCACCUGCAUGUGCCUGGUCAAAGGGAUCUUCUACCACUGUUCCAACGACGAUGAAGGGGACUCGUACGCGGAUAAUCCCUGCUCCUGCUCCCAGUCACACUGCUGUUCUAGGUACCUGUGCAUGGGAGCCAUGUCCUUGUUCCUGCCUUGCUUGCUCUGCUACCCUCCGGCCAAAGGAUGCCUAAAACUCUGCCGGGGGUGCUACGACCGUGUCAAUCGUCCGGGGUGCCGGUGCAAGAACUCCAACACGGUCUAUUGUAAACUGGAGAGCUGCCCCUCCCGGGGUCAGGGCAAGCCCUCAUGAUUUUGGGAGGGAGGUUUACUUCCUCCAACUUCAGUUUUUCAGGUUGUAGCUGAUUUUUUUUUUUUUUCCCCCCUCCCCCCAUCUUUUCUUCUUCCCCCCUUCCUCUCCCAAUUUGGGAGGACUGUUCCUUUCCUUUCUGUCUGCCCAACUUCAGACACAUGAGUUCAUCCCCUUGCAUCUUUGCUCUCCUCCUCCUACUGAUUUGGCUGAGUGUGGAGCGUUUCACGCAGUCGCUGCUGCUCUUUGGUAAGUGUGGACCUGGGAUCUGCACCUGCCGCUCGCUGGGGCAGGGUCUUUGAGUUUGCAACUGAACCACUCCUGAAAGAGACAGUGAGGGCUCACUGGGCUCUUGAAGCUUCUUGCUCUGUGAAUAUUUUCCCAAAGAUGUCUUUUUUGUUUGUUGUUUUUGUUUUUUUUUUUGUUCUCAGCAAGUUAUGUUUUUUUUCUCCUUAACCUCCCGGGUGCCAAGGAAGAGUAACUUCCCUGAGUGAGCUGGAUUGUGAAAUAACUUUUUGUGUGUGUUCUUUCUGGAGAGGGAUGUAAAAUAAAGGCUUCACCAAAUGAAAGGCCUGACUCUUCUAUAAGCAGCCUGCUUCUUUUUGCAUCUUUUUUUUUUUCCACCCCCCUCUCUUUUUGUCUUAACUUUUGGAGCAUUCUCAGGUCUGAGAAUUGCCCUGCCCUGUUUUUCUUCAUUUUUUCUGUUUUACAUUUUCAAUGUAACUUCAGUUUUUGCUACACUGUGCAGAUCUUCACAUUGGAGACAUUGUGGCUGCAACAUACUCAUAUGUUUCUUUUGCUGUCCAGUCUUUGAAGGAUAUUGCUCACUCCACCCUCCUAAUCCCGUUUUUAUAGUCUGUCAGUAUCAGUUGAUAUUAAAGUUGGUGGUGUUCAUAUAUCCAAACAGCCUUCAGGUGUCAUUGAGUCACCUAAACGUUCUUGAAUCCUUCAAGUCUCUUGUGAUCCUUUGGCUUAGUGAGUUUAGCUCUGCUCUGUACUUUAUAAUUUUAUUCUGUCCCUCUUUUAUUGCCUUAGCCACAAAUUGUGGUCCUUUUUUGUAUAUUUUAUGUAUAAAACACAAAGUUGAAUCCCAACUAUUUUUAAGACAAAAGUCUGUUAAAACUUUUUUUAUUGUAAAGAAUAUUUAUUAUGUGAAUCUCUAUUAUUUUAUGAUAUUUAUUGCAAAAGACUUCGAAAAUGUACUCAUGUCUGAAUAUAACAAAAUAUCAAUACUUAACGAAAUAAGGAUGACACGAAGAAAGUACAUAUGUUAACUAUAAUGCAGAAAAUAUAUUAAUUAAUGAAAACGCCUCUGGAGUUCUUUUGUUACAAUGACAGGUUGUGAGCUACGUGUGUGUAUUGCUGGGCUGUUCCUCCUUCAGGUCUGUCAGGUGGCAAACAACCUCCUGUUGGUACUUCAAAGCCACUAGUCUGUGCUCUAGUUUAGUUUACCUAAUCUUAAGUUUAAGCCAACUAUAUAUCAAAUAAGGGAUAUUUAAUACAAUUGAAUCUGUGUUGUGCUUAACAGUGCCAAGAAAUGGAGGCUCUAUUUAUUUACCAAAGAAUUUGGAAAUACAGUUGUGGAGGAGGAAACCACAACUUCCAAGUUGUUUCUUUGUUGUUUUUUUUUUUUUUUAUUUUUUGUUUUUUCUUAAGGAAUACCACAUUAACAUGCAAAGCCAUUUAAAAUUUUCCUAUAUGGAACUUCCUGUCUGGUUAAAUUGUGCAGCAGCUGAAGAAAUGAAUCUUCCCAGCUGGAUUUUAAAUAAAAAACCUGGAGGCAGGAUGAAAAACAGUGAUUGUGUUGCUGUAGUUUGGUAGCUUUGAAAUCUGGGAAUGUGUGUGCACGCCUGGGCCCACGUCUGUGACUUAUUUGGUUGUUUUCCCAUACGUUUUCCAAUGUCAACUGAAUCUUCUGUCUUUAAAUUAAAGGCUCUUAAGGGUGACCUAAGUGUCACAGCUACUUGUGGCCAUUUAACACACAUUCCACAGAAAAAGCUUUUCAUUAAGAGUGAAUGGGGAGACCUCAUUCUUUUCCUCAUGUGGGUCAAGGUUACAUCACAAUUCUCCUGAACUUUAAAAGUUUUAAAUGGAUGCAGUUUCACAUGGUGUUCAGAGUAAGUGGUUCUAGAGAAGCUCCACUUCAGAACAGAGCGAUGACUUGACAAAUGUGUCAUAUCUUGCUCUUUUUUUAAAUCCUGCUGCUUUGAGUUGCCAUAUUCAAGCUGCUCUGACUCCCAGCACGGUGAUGAUUUGUAGUUAAUUCCAUGCCAGCUGAUGCAGUGUCACCCAACGGAGCUGACUGAAAAGCUGCUCUUUUAUUAAGCAGCACAGAUGACCCCUGAGAGGCACAAAGUGAAAUCAUCAUCUGAGUGCGUCUGGGAACGCUUUGCAGGAUGCGGCUGGUGCUGCUCCUCUGUGUGACACAAAUGACGGGCUGGGGGGGGCUUGUGGGGCAGCACCGGAUGCACACGGAUUCUGCUGUCCAAGAUUUCCCGAGAGGAAGCAAAGCCAGGAGAGGAAUGUUCCCGAGGAACAGGGACUUGCACUCCUUCGCUAUCACCGCGCGUCUCGAAGAGCGACAGCUGCAAGUGGCCCCGCGGACACAAUGGAGGCCUUGUCCGGCGCUGGCCAGAGAUGUCCACUGGUAACUGUGCGCUGACACCCGGGAACACGGAGCCAACUGCCUCCUCACAGCUGGAUCACAGACAGCUCCUUGCUCGGGGCCUUUGCUCCAAGGGCGCUGCUUGUGCCUCCUCAAGGAAAACGUUGCCCUCUGUACCACUGUCUCUUUUUUAUUCCAGCCAGGUGACUUAUCUGGGGGCUUGGGUUGGUUCCUAGCAGAAGAGAAGAAAUCCCAAAGGACCCACGUGUUCUCCAUCCUUUAGUGAUUGUCCUCCAUCAGGAGCUGUGUCGUGGCACUAUUUCAGAUCUCUUUUUUAAAACAAAAGCUACGCUCUAGUUAAUCAUACUAGUGCUCCCUUUACUAACCAGAUUUUGGGAAUAAUCUGAGGUUGCAGCUCCUCUGGAGAAAAAAUUGAUUUGGACCUACACAGCAAAGAGAUGAAAACAGUUCCUUGCAGGUCUUACAUGGUUUUCUAAUUGCCAGGUAGAGCAGGUAGUGUUAGAAAAAUGAGAACAAUGUAUUUUUCUCUUGGGUUAGAUGCUGUAUGCUUUGUAUUUAACAUCCAAAUAUAUCUGAGCUCACUUCCUGGUACUCUGGAACGUCAUUGCCACUAUGCCAUGGAAAUGACUGGGGAUUCAUUCAGGCAGCUGGAUUUUGUGGUGUAGAACCAUGGAGGGUCACAUGAGAGCACAUGUCAUUCUUUCCAGCUGAAAGAGAACGGAGCAAGCUGACAGCUGGGGGAAGUGAAGCUGUGAAGCCUCCACAGCCUGAAGAGACACAGGUUACUUUAAAUAUGGCCCAAGUGGUCUGCCACUGUGUCUGUUCCACUUUCCAUCCAUCCAAGGAUGCUGUGUUCUGUUGGAAAGGGGUUUGCUGAGGGGAUUUCCAGCAAUUAGGGCACUGAAGUGCACAUUUCAGUCCUUCAGCCCCAAAUUUAUCAGGGGCUGUUUGAGGUUACACCUCCGUAUCUGCAGAGCGACAGACUGUCAGAGCCUGUUGCAACAUAACAAGUGACUUUUUUUCCCUGAUAUUUCUGAGAUCUUCUUUUGAGAAGCCAAGAGAACUCUGUGUGAAAUGAUGGUGUAAUUAGGCAGUAAGUUCAGCUGACCUACUGACCUAAUUGCAUGGGUGGGUGUUGGAUUUGGCUGAGGCUGCCAUCUGGUUCCAACAGCAGAGGCCUCGGGCGUGUAAGGUCUGGGUUGAAGGAAAAAGAGAAGUCCAGAAAGUUGGAAUUCUUGCUUUGCUUAGUGUCUCGAAACUCGUGAUAAGAGAUGAGUUUAGGAAACAGUAAUUUAGCAAUAAAACCAAUGGGUAGAUAAAGUUUCCAUGUUCCAUGCUGGAGGAAUCCAUGGCCAGGGUGAGAAUUUGCCCUCAGAGUCAGGGUGUUUCUCCAAAGACAGCUCCAUUACACCACUGCUGGGGUGGGUGAGGGUGUUUUCCAAGGGGGGAUAAUGCCUAACAAAUGAAAAGUACUUGCUCUUGUUUAUGGUUCCAUAUCAAAAAGACAGGUAGGAGAGGAUUAGCUCCUCUGUCUGUGAUAAAGCAAAUCUGUUAAAAGGGAUUAAAGGGGCUAGAUGAAGUGUUUUAAUGGACUUAUAUGAAGUAAUAGAGUUUUGUCCUGGAGGAAAAAUCUUCUUCAGGACUCACUGAUAAUUCUGCAUUUCUUGUUCUGCUAAAAUUGCCUCCAAAUUCUAAGGAAUCUGAUUAAUUGUUGGCUUUCUUCCAGCUGCAGCAUUUGUGUCAGUCAUAUGGUGGUGCUUCAGAAAACCUGGAAAUAAAAUUCUGUUCUGCUCUCACACAGCUGGAUUUACCAGCCUUCUUACACAGCACACGGGGCUGCACAGGUCUUGUUCUGAUGACCCUGCAUUUGGAGGGCAGUUUGCUUUUGGGGCAGCUCGUAAUCAUUUGUAGUUCUUCCCCGUGGCUGUGUUUCACCUUCCUCUGGCUGGUGGGAGGGGCCAAGGCAUGGCUUCUCCCCUUGGCAUUAGGUACCCAGCCAUGGGGAGCCCGUGGUAAGGAGCUUUCUGCUCUGGAAGGAUCUGCUCUGGAAGGAUCUGCUCAAAAACCUCGUGAUCUCCAGAGUGGUAUUUACCCCUCAGUUUGUAUUUGGGGUAAACGGAUGCAGUGCAGUUGGUUUUCCCAGGAGCUGCCAUUCCCACUCCUCCUGCAAAAGGUGUCUUGAGAUACUGCCUCAUUUACUGACCAAUAAAUACAAAUUGGGGAAAGUUUCCCUGCAAACCACACAUGGCUUGGCUUUUCAGUUUAAGUAUGUACGGAUGAGACACUAGUCUUAAUGAAUAACUUUUUAUUUGAGCAUCAGAAAAGAACCAAAAAUUCACCUGGAUUUCUCAGUAUUCCUGAUGCAUGCAUGGGGCAGCAUUAUAAGAGACAGAGUGUGCUUCCAGGAGAAGUACAUAUUCCAAAAUUAGCUUGAAAGUGUGGUAGCUCUUUAUUUUGGAGCAGAGAAACAUCCUUUUGGUCAGUCCUUGGAGAAAGGUGUGCCUGAUAGCCGUGGCUCUGGCCUUGUAAGCACGGCCCUGUUUUGUGAAGCUUUGUCUACACCUUCGGUGCCCCGACCUGAAAACAAACAUCCUGCAGAACACGAUGUCAGGAGGCACAAACAGCCUGACAGAGGCUCUGCCCCCAGGGGCUGAACCCCAUUGUGUUUGUGCAAGAAGGAGCACAAUGGGACAUCCUGCCUGACCCCGCAGGGUCGCUGCAGGAGUAUGAGCGGGUUUAUUCCAUGGAAUAUUUCUUCUGAAUGGAGCUGAUGGAUUUACACCAGUGAAUGAGCUGGCCGGGUGACAGGAAUGGCCAGUGCUCAUAAAUGUUAGGAUGUCCUUAGUUUGUGGGAUAAAGUGACUGUGAGAAGGAGCUGGAGCUCCCUAAAUAGGCUGAUAUUACAUAACUGAUUAACCACUCAAUGGCUGUUUUAAAUGAAACCUCCUGUUCUCUGGCACACACUUCAAUUUCCAAACCGCCUGAGAGUUCUUGCAGUGCUGUGAGGAUUCCUCUUCCAUACUCCAAGCAGGAGGAAGACAUGAAUUUACGUGACCUGGUGAAGGUUCUCUCCAAAGCUUUGUUUCUUGUGUGAUGUCUGAUUUGUUGUUUUUGGACCUGUGCACUUUAUGAGUAGCACACUUGCAGAUAAAAAUUUAUAAACUAAUUGCCUGGAAGGAAGGGGAAGUGCUGGAGCUUUUCUCUAACCUGGGUACUGGGAGAUUGCACAGUACCUUCUUUUUAUAACCAAAGUCUUACCUAAAUCCAGUCUCAUUUACCUGACCCCUUCCUUUUAGGGAAUAAUUGUCCAUUUUUCUACAUGGCAUGCAAAGAUUUUCUGGAUGAAAUGUGCUAUGACUACAGGAGCACCUGUGCUGUCACUGAGGCACUUUUUGAUUUAAUACAUUUUUACACGUGCUGUAUCUCAUCCAAUUCAAGGUGAGGAUAAACCCAGUUAGUCAGGGCAGGAAAUACAGGAUAGCUGGAUGUCAUGAAUUUGUUCUGUUCCGAAAUUCAAUUCCAGUAUGAGCUUUGCCAAACUUUGGCUGUACUUGGGCUUGAAUUUACUGAUCUGCCAAGAGUAUGUGAGGAAACACUGUUAGAAUUGAAAAUGCACCAGUUCUGCUGUGUUGAAUAGCCAAGGGGUCUCUCUGGAGCAAGGGGUAGCAAUGGAAGGUGCCAUUCUGGAGUCUCCACAGAGAUUUUUGUAUGGGCUUUCAAACCUGGAGGCCUGUGUUCUUGUAUCCUCACUUUCCAUCCUUUGCCCUGUACUGGAGCAGAAGCACUUGCCAUGGUAGUUCUAGAGUUAUCCAUCACUGCUGCCAGGUGCAGGUAAAUCCCCUGGAAAAGUUAACCUCAUCUGCUCUCCCUCCUGACAGUUCUAACACACUGGGGUUGGGACAACUUUACCUGUUCAGGUGGCAAAAAUUGCGAAGUGUCUCAGAGCAUUUUGCACUUGGACUUAAAUUCUCUUAAAUUAACUGUGCCUGACAGAACAGCUCCGAGGGAAACACUUCUCUUUGGCUGCUGGGAAAACUUGGGCUGCAGGGCUGGAGCCACACUCUGAGGCACUGGCACAACCAGGAGCCUUUGACCAGCAGUGUUUA
Messenger RNA from Pseudopodoces humilis (Tibetan ground-tit), 7928 nucleotides. It is a transcript of the gene SPRY1, whose product is annotated as sprouty RTK signaling antagonist 1. Gene Ontology annotation, cellular component: cytosol; membrane. Gene Ontology annotation, biological process: negative regulation of MAP kinase activity; multicellular organism development; animal organ development. Lineage: Eukaryota; Metazoa; Chordata; Aves; Passeriformes; Paridae. The record is from RefSeq and is a predicted model, not a curated record.